ACUUCACAGCUUCUCCCAACAGCUGAACGGGCACAGACAGCACGCAGAAGAAGUAGCUUUCUCUCUCUCUCUCUCUCUCUCUCUCUCUCUCUCUCCCUCUCUCGCUCGCUCGCUCGCGUUCUCAACCACCGGUCCACCGCCGCCACCGGCGUGAUGGAGACGGAGAUGGGAGACGCUCCGCCCUUCUGGGCCGAGACCAACCGUAGGCGCCACCCUCGAAGGAAUCAGGGGGGAAUCUUUAGCAUCUUCCUGUCGCCGGUAGCGCUCAUUCCCGCCAUCUUGGUGGCGGCCAUCCUCGCCUCCUACAUUCCAUCCCUGCUCUCCCCUUUCUUCCAUCUCUUCCGCCGGACACUCCUCUUCAGGUCAUGGGACAGCUUCAACUUCCUUCUCGUCCUGUUCGCCAUCGUAGCCGGCAUCUUCGGCCGCACCCCGGCCCCUCCCCUGGAUGACCAUCACCGUCACCAGCUGCAGCAGCGGGAAGGCGAUUACUUGUCGUCGAAUCUCUUCGAACUCCUAGGAAAGGCCGAGGAUCAGGGUCUUGGCGAAGUGGAAAGCCGAGGGCUUAAUGUCUCUCGCGAACUGAGGAAUAUCGAAAUCGAUGACGAUGGUAGUCAUCCUUCUAUGGUGGAAGAGGAAGCGCGCCUUUCCGGCAGCGGAAGUGGCCGGAAGAAGAAGGCGCUCGAUUUGAAAGGCGAUCGGAGGCCGAAGGAAGCUUCUGCAUCUGUGGAAGCCUGGUUUUCCAGAGCUGAUGGCGGUAGGAAAGGGGAGGAGACACCUUCAGGCGACCCGCUUACGGAGAAAACUGCCCACCAUUAUCUGAGAGAGGAUGAUUUUGAAUCUCCUGCUCCUCUCAAAACCAUUCACGUCGAUAACAGUAGCCUUAUUCACAAAAAAUAUCCUUCUUUUACGCUGCCACCACCAUCGCCACCGCCGCCGCCUCCCCCGCUGCCCCCAUCCCCGUCACAGUUCGCGAAGGUGAAAGGAAGUAUUAGGCCGAGGAGCAAGGACUCCUCGGUCACGUCUUUUCCUUCCUUUUCUCUGCCACCACCAUCACCACCCCCUCCCCCGCCACCGUUGCCACCACCCCCAUCUCCGGUGAUGAAGAUAAAGAGGAGUAGGCAGAGAAGCAAGGAGUCUUCCGUCAUGUCCUUUCCUUCUUUCGGCUCCCGUAAGAAGGAAACCAAGGAGAAGAAGAAGGGCAGCGCCGCCGAGAUCCCGGCCCCUCCGCCAUUGCCACCGCCUCCUUCAUUUUUCCGCACCUUGUUCGCGAGCCUCAAGAAGGAGGCCCAAGUAGAGCGGCGAAGGGUCCACUCUGUCUCCAUUCCUCCGCCGCCGCCGCCACCACCGCCAGCUACGCUGUAUCCGACAAAGAUCGCCACAAAAGACGCAACCUCCGCCAGGAAGAAGGAAACGACCAUAAAGGGGAAUGCUAGGGAUUCGUCGAUCAGGCGGCCGUCUCCGUUGCCGCCAUUGGUUCCAGUAAGGGAGAAGUACAGAGCAUACACUUUCAGACGCAAAAGCAGUGGCGGCGGCGGCUGGUUCAUCCCUUCUUCACCUCCACCGCCGCCUCCGCCUCCGCCUCCGCCUCCGCCAUUUUUAAUUGUAGAGCAGAAUACAUCAACGCAGAGCAACUAUAUCAAGAGCCAAACGGAGCUGCACACGGAUUAUGACGGCACGGUCGAACAGAAACAGGGCAAGGAAGAAGAAGGAAAAGCAGAAGAUAGUGGUGGUGGAAGCUCCUCCUUCUGCCCAAGUCCCGACGUUGACGUCAAGGCAGAAAAGUUCAUUGCUCGAAUCCGUGAAGGAAUAAGACUCGAGAAGGUGCAAUCUCUCAGAGAGAGGAGGGAAAGGGAAGCCAUGAAAUUAGAGAACAGGGGCGCCAAUUCCGUGCUCUAAGAAUCAGAAAGCUUUCUAGCUCUUCUUCUGCUUCUUACUUGAUUUACCGCAAAAGCAUUUGAUUCUUCACAUUUAACACAUAGUUUGACGAAGAAGAAUAAAUUGGGUGUUGCUAUUUUAAGGAAGAUACAAUCAUUAAACUGUUCAUUCUGUAAAUUCUCACUGUAUAGGAGAUGAACAGAUUGAUACUCAUACUGCACGUAUUAUUUGCUGGUUGUUCAUGUUCAAGGAGAGGAUUUUUCUGUUUCUAUGAUUUUUCACUUUCCUGCUUUUGGUAUGUUUUGAGUUUGCUGUGUAGAGAUCUAAAUGAGGUUUUCCAGCGAGGUUCUGUAACAUCUUAUCUAGACAUGAAAUGAUAGAGGAUUUGAUUUUGUGGUAAAAGUGUUAGUUUCCUUUUCUUUCUUAUAAAAGAUUAGGUUGGAAGUCGUUUUCUAUGUA
Messenger RNA from Nymphaea colorata (pocket water lily), 2334 nucleotides. RefSeq lists its product as uncharacterized. Lineage: Eukaryota; Viridiplantae; Streptophyta; Magnoliopsida; Nymphaeales; Nymphaeaceae. Gene Ontology annotation, cellular component: cytoplasm; actin filament. Gene Ontology annotation, molecular function: actin binding; microtubule binding. Bases 154 to 1896 code for a protein of 580 amino acids. Gene Ontology annotation, biological process: actin filament polymerization. The record is from RefSeq and is a predicted model, not a curated record. The transcript has a single exon.